CAAAGUAGAGGUUUCUUUUGAAACUAUAACCAUAUCGGAAACAGUUGCAAACUGACAGCCCUUUUUACAGAAGGUAUGGAUUGUUACAAUACAUCAUGUAUAUCUCCAACGACUGGAGUAGCCCCAUUCAUCUUCACUACAGCAUUCCAAUUUUUAGCUGCAUUGCAAUGUGGCAUCUCAGAAGGGCCAACACCAGAUGCUAAUAUAACAGAUGGACAAACAUUUCAUUUCAUAAUCGUGGGAGCUGGAACUGCUGGCUGUGUGUUAGCAAACAGAUUGAGUGCGGUACCAGAGUGGAAUGUUUUACUGAUCGAGGCUGGUGAUGAUGCUCCAGUUGAAGCUGAUAUUCCAGGCCUGCACACAACGUUAUAUCAUUCAAGGUACGAUUGGGAUUACGAGACAGCUCCUAAUGGAAGGACAAAUGGAGCUAACGUAAACGGUACUGUAAACUGGCCUCGUGCGAAGAUGAUAGGGGGUUGCAGUAACAUAAAUGCCAUGAUCUACGUACAAGGAAAUGAUCAAGACUAUCAAAAUUGGGUCGACCUUGGUAACCCAGAAUGGAGUGUCGAAGAAGUUCGCCGGUGUUUUAAGAAAGCAGAAAGCUUACAAGAUAUGAACAUGUUGAACAAUCCUUAUAUCAGUGAUCAUUAUGGACACAACGGACCCUUACCUAUAAACUCGUUUAACUUCACAUACCCACAUCUUAGGAAGAAAAUUUUAUCAGCUUGGAACAGGAUAGGUAUCAAGAAUGUGCCUGAUUAUAAUGUCGCAAACGUAUUAGGAUCUGGUCGCAUGCGAUGCACAGCAGCUUCUGGAGAAAGACAGAGCUUCAGUAAGGCUUAUUUAAACCCAGUUCUUAAUAGAAAAAACUUAAAAGUUAUGAAGAAUAGCUUAGUUACGAAAUUGAUAUUUAAAACCGGUUCUAAAACUAUUCAAGGGGUUGAAGUAGAUCAUGACUCUAAAAUAUUUAAAUUUUAUGCUAUAAAUGAAGUUAUUGUAAGCGCAGGAGCCAUAAACUCUCCACAGCUUUUAAUGCUGUCUGGAAUUGGACCAAAAGAACAUCUUCUGUCUAAAGAAAUACCAGUUGUAGUUGAUUCUCCAAUGGUAGGACAAAAUUUACAAGAUCAUCUUUUUAUACCUAUUUUUAUAUUUUGUAAUGAAACUGGAGAGCAAAGUGUAGCUGAUCAACAAUUUGAUGCCAUUCGCUAUAUAUAUAACCGCACAGGGUAUUUAUCACACAAUGUUGCCAUCGAUGCCUUAGCAUUUUACUCUGAUAACACAAACGCUACUUAUCCUGAGUUUCAAAGUCAUGUUGCAAUAGUAUGGCAAAAUAGUCCCUUUAUGGCAGAUAUUUUAGAUUCAUGGUUUAGAUACAAAGAUGAGGUGAAAAAGCCAUUGAUUGAACUCAACAAAAAUUAUGCUAUUUACAUGCAUGCUUUUCAUACUUUACAUCCUGCAUCGAGAGGGAGUAUUUAUUUGCAAUCAAAAGAUCCCCGAGUGUAUCCAAUUAUCGACGCGAAUUAUUUCAGUGAUCCUGAAGAUUUAGAGUUAACAGCAACUGGAAUUAAAAUGCUUACUAAGAUAAUAAAUACAACAGAAUUUAGAAAUAUUAACGCCUUUUUAGGGAGAAUGGAAUGGCCACCAUGUGAUGAUUAUAAAUUAGACAGUAGAGAAUACUGGAAGUGUGUUUGUAUGGAGAUGGUAGUAACUGUAUACCACCCUGUUGGAACAUGUCAGAUGGGACCCGAUCCAAAGACAUCAGUAGUCAACAGUCGAUUAAAAGUCCAUGGAGUUCGAAAACUCCGUGUAAUAGACGCUAGCAUAAUGCCGACACUGACCAGUGGUAACACUAACGGUCCAACUGGAAUGAUUGGAGAAAGGGGAGCAGAGUUAAUACUGGAGGACUACAACCUAUUGUGAUUUAUUUUUACUUAUUGGUUGAAUACAAUA
Messenger RNA from Spodoptera litura, 1950 nucleotides. Its product is annotated as ecdysone oxidase-like. NCBI's taxonomy places the organism in Eukaryota, Metazoa, Arthropoda, Insecta, Lepidoptera, Noctuidae. The record is from RefSeq and is a predicted model, not a curated record. Gene Ontology annotation, molecular function: flavin adenine dinucleotide binding; oxidoreductase activity, acting on CH-OH group of donors.